GGAAGUGGCUGCUGGCCGAGCGGGCCGGUUUGUCGACUUGCGAGCAGCUGCCUGGCCGAGAUUGAGAGCGGGGGGGCGCUGCGGUAGUGGGCAGCCCUCGAGCCCGGCUAGGCCUUGGGCCCCUCGUCUCCUCCGCCGGGGAAGAUGCUCCCUUUGUCCAUCAAGGACGAUGAGUACAAGCCGCCCAAAUUCAACCUUUGCCGCAAGAUCUCGGGGUGGUUCAGGUCCAUCCUCUCCGAUAAGACAUCGCGAAACCUCUUUUUCUUCCUUUGCCUCAACCUCUCCUUUGCCUUCGUGGAGCUGCUGUAUGGCAUCUGGAGCAACAGUUUAGGUUUAAUAUCAGAUUCGUUUCACAUGUUUUUUGACUGUACUGCUCUGUUAGCUGGACUGGCAGCUUCAGUUAUUUCAAAGUGGAGAUCAAACGAUGCUUUCUCCUAUGGGUAUGUUCGAGCAGAAGUUCUAGCUGGUUUUGUAAAUGGUCUGUUUCUGAUCUUCACAGCAUUCUUCAUUUUCUCUGAAGGUGUUGAGCAUGUGAAAGUAAGAUCUGACAAAGAAACAGAACCACCGUGUGAGCAGUUUAGGCUUUUAAAAAUUGUGCAGCAAGCACCUCAGCUACACUCUGGGAGUGAGAAUGGACACGAGCACAGCCAUUCACUGUUUAAUGGAACUCUAAGUCAUGGACACAGCCAUGGGGGACACGGUCACAGUCAUGAGUCCAAGCAUGGGCACGGCCAUUCCCAUGACCACAACCACGGGCAUGGAUUCUCUCAGAGUAAGGACUACUGUCACGAUGAUCACCCAGUUGAAGUGGCUACGGGGUCCAGCAAACAGAUUUUAGAAGGUGUAUUUUUACACAUUGUUGCUGACACACUUGGAAGCAUUGGGGUAAUUAUAUCAGCACUACUGAUGCAAAACUAUGGCCUCAUGAUAGCUGACCCUGUCUGUUCAAUGCUGAUAGCCCUGCUUAUAGGAGUGAGUGUCGUCCCUCUUUUAAGAGAAUCCAUUGGAAUUUUGAUGCAGCGAACACCUCCUUCCUUGGAAAGUGCUCUGCCUCAGUGCUAUCAAAGGGUAAGUUGGUUGGAAGGAAUUUAUCUUCUCCUAGAUCCUCAUUUUUGGACCCUUUGUACUGAUGUUUACAUAGGGACUUUGAAACUGUUCGUAGCUCCAGAUGCUGAUGCAAAGUGGAUUCUAAGCCAGACUCACAACAUUUUUACUCAGGCUGGAGUAAGACAACUCUAUGUACAGAUUGAGUUUGCCGCUAUGUAGCAACUAUCUUCCUGUUCCCUUUGGACCAAAGCUUUCUAGUACUGUAAUGGUUUAAGACUUUGUACUUUCAUUGGAACAGAGGCCCCUUCUUCUCGACAUUUCUCCAAACCUGAAUAGAGACUGCCAACUUGUGGCUACAUAAAGAGGGGGGGUGGAAAUGGAAAGGGUACAGACCUGGAUCUUCAUGAGCCCUAAACCUUUGUGAAUUAUUUGCUGAGUUCCAGCAGCAAACUUAAUAAUGUGGUAUUGUAAUCAUUGGUUAUGCUUUUUCCGAAGCUGGUGAAGCUAUUGCUGAAUCCCACAAAGCCAGUGUUGUUAUGGGAAAGGGGCUGAAAGGAAGUUUUAUUUUGCUCAUAUGUCACUGUGGUUGACAUUCUACAACCUUACUGUAUGUUAACACUGUUUGUACUUUUGCAAACUUAAUGAACCAAACCAUAUUGGGUUUUAGUGCCUUUCUAUCAGAAUAUCUGCCAGAACAGAUAUGGAACAU
Gekko japonicus is the source of this 1756-nucleotide messenger RNA. It is a transcript of the gene SLC30A7, whose product is annotated as solute carrier family 30 (zinc transporter), member 7. The coding region runs from base 145 to 1266 and encodes 373 amino acids. The record is from RefSeq and is a predicted model, not a curated record. Gene Ontology annotation, molecular function: zinc ion transmembrane transporter activity. NCBI's taxonomy places the organism in Eukaryota, Metazoa, Chordata, Lepidosauria, Squamata, Gekkonidae. The transcript has 12 exons. Gene Ontology annotation, cellular component: membrane; Golgi apparatus. Gene Ontology annotation, biological process: transmembrane transport; intracellular zinc ion homeostasis; zinc ion transport.